AUGCCAGAUAUGUUAGCUAUGCCGACGAAUAGUAUCAAGAAAGGUGUUGUAGAGGCUAGUUAUCGUGAGGCAUAUAGAACAAAACUUUCGCCUGAAUUUACAGGAAUUGCCGUACAACAUUUACUACUUUGUCUGGCUCUUUAUCUGCAGCUCGGUGAUGAGAAUUCUACAGCGGAAAUUGUGAAAGACGUUGAUAUUUUCAAUCAAUUGUAUGUUUUGGUAGGCAGAAACAAGUCACAUUAUCCAACAAAAACAAAUAAUGCCAAACUUAUUGGUUUAUGUUUUAACAAUGAAGAAUUCCAAAAGCAAUCAAAAGAAAAUAGCUCACUAUCUAAAAUGAAACCCUAUCAACAAAGUGAAAACAAGCCAGAAAUGAGGUAA
Molecule: messenger RNA, 381 nt
Organism: Entrophospora candida
Lineage: Eukaryota; Fungi; Glomeromycota; Glomeromycetes; Entrophosporales; Entrophosporaceae
Source: the annotation of a GenBank genome assembly